Molecule: messenger RNA, 591 nt
Organism: Protopolystoma xenopodis
Lineage: Eukaryota; Metazoa; Platyhelminthes; Monogenea; Polystomatidea; Polystomatidae
Source: the annotation of a GenBank genome assembly
AUGCUAUACCUCGUUCGGCCCACUUUGGUUCAGCCUUCAAAGUAUUCCUGUGGACUAGACUCAGUUGUAUCGACAACAUUAUGCACUACUACAUCUGCCGACAUUGGAGCACCAUCAGAUACCAAUUCGAUCGUUGCAAAUGUCCAUGAAACCAAUUAUGGUUAUUUUUCUAGCGGAAGUGACCAAAAUUCCAGUGCUAAGACUCGCACUACUAACGAUGAGCCUGCCGAGCUUACCAGCUAUCUGAUCGUAACUCAGAAGUCAGCUCCAUUCAACUCAACGUCUAGUAGUGCGUAUCUGUCAGAGACCAAUGAUUUGCUUCUUGAACCAUCUUUACGCCCGCCGAACGUCAAUGCCCAGAUGGCAACUGAUAAUGCGAACUUGUCGAAUUUUGGGCCAUGUGUGGAUCGCACAAAUUACCACUAUCAAUAUCAGGCUGGAAUCACGACAGAGUGUAUGCGUCACUCACCUAAGACGCUGCUAGAAUAUCAGUGGCCUCAGCAUCACCACUCAGCCCCGUUCAGCCGAAACGAGCAGCAAUUAUCUUCGCCAUCCACACCAAAGCAGACAGCCUUAUUCACUACCUCUCUU